This is a messenger RNA of Ostreobium quekettii, 597 nucleotides long. Lineage: Eukaryota; Viridiplantae; Chlorophyta; Ulvophyceae; Bryopsidales; Ostreobiaceae. The record is from the annotation of a GenBank genome assembly.
AUGCCUGAGACCAGUGGGGCUCCACCACUGGACAUUGCCCUUACCACCCACUUGAGUUUGAGGUAUGAGAACAAAGGCAGAUCAGCAGCAUCUGUGUCAGCUGCGGACUUGUCCAGUGGCGAGCGCGAGAUUACGGGGACUUUUGGGCUGGAGGUGGACUGGAUCAAAGGGGCUACAGGCGGCCAGGACACCGACUUCAUCCUGGUGUCCUGCGCGGGCGCCGAGCGCCCCGGCGUCGACCACCCCCUCCAGCAGACCAUCCUCGGCGCCAAGCGCGCUGGCGAGGCCGCCCUCCGCAACAGCGGCCUGGGCUACACCAUCGUGCGCCCCACGCCCAUCAGCGACGAGCCCGGCGGCUACAAGGCCCUGGUCUUCGACCAGGGCGACCGGCUGACGCAGGGCAUCAGCGCGGCGGACGUCGCCGACGUGUGCGUGAGGGCCCUGCACCAGCCCCUGGCCAGGAACAGGACCUUCGAACUGGCGCACGAGUAUACGCCGGAGGACGGGCUGCAGAUGUACGAGCUGGUGGCCCACGCACCCGACGUGUCCACAAACUACCUGGGCUCGGCGCUGGUGAAUCUGGAGAAGAACACGUGA